Molecule: messenger RNA, 1124 nt
Organism: Pseudovirgaria hyperparasitica
Lineage: Eukaryota; Fungi; Ascomycota; Dothideomycetes; Acrospermales; Acrospermaceae
Product: haloacid dehalogenase
Exons: 3
Coding region: 261-1124 (287 amino acids)
Molecular function (GO): hydrolase activity, acting on halide bonds, in C-halide compounds
Source: RefSeq, a predicted model, not a curated record
ACCGUAUAUACUUCAUAAUUAGCAGCAACAAUUAAUACUACCAAAUCUAGUCUCCACUCUCCACUUCAGUACUCAUCACAUCUAACAACCACUGCCUCAACCAACCGCCCGCUCAACACCUGCCCCGCAUACCAUGACCUUCAAUUACAUCAUAUCGACUAAUACACACCGUCCAUACCAUACUACCUCAUCCAUCCAUCCACCCGUACUCGCUAUAUACACCUCCCACAAACCUCCCAUGUAGACACCCACCUCCCAUCAUGUCCUCCACCGUCAUCCUCGCCUUCGACGCCUACGGCACCCUUCUCUCCCCAUCCACCAUCACAAACACCCUCGCCGCCCACGUCAACCCGGCCAAAGCCCCCUCCAUAGCCUCCGAAUGGCGCCGUCUCCAGCUCGAAUACACCUUUCGCCUCACAAGCAUGGGCAAAUACAAGCCCUUCCAUACCCUCACCCGCGCCGCCCUGACCCACGCCCUAGCAACCCACAACACCCCUCUCGACACCCAGUCCACAAACGCCAUCAUGCACGCCUACACCACCACCGCGCUCGCCCCCUUCCCGGACGUCGUCCCGGGCCUCAAAGACCUCGAGACAUACCAACAGUCCCAGCACUCCACCUCCCCGCCCAUCAAAGCAGUAAUCUUCACCAACGGCACACGGGAAAUGAUAUCCACCGCCCUGCACUCCACGCCCGCCCUCACGCCCUUUUUAUCCACCCUCUUCCAUCCCUCUAACACAAAAAAAUACAAGCCCGCACCCGACGUCUACCUCCACCUCGCGCAGCAAACCGGCAAGACGACGAGGGCGCAAAUGGCCGAUGUGUGGCUCGUGAGUGGGAAUGCGUUUGAUGUUGUCGGUGCGAAAGCCGUGGGCAUGCGGGCUUGUUGGGUGGAUCGGGAGGGGGACGGGUGGGUUGAUGGGUUGGGUUUUUGUGUGGGGGGUGAGGGGGGGGAUGGGGAUGGGGCAGAUGGGGAUGGGGCAGAUGGGAUUGGCGUAGAUGGGAACGGGGAUGGGAAUGGGGAUGGUAGGCCGGAUGUUGUUGUUAGGGGUGUGGAUGGAGUUCUUGAUGCUGUGCUGGGGUAUCUGAGGGGGACGGGGACGGCGAGAGUGGUAGUUGGGUAG